This is a messenger RNA of Sorghum bicolor (sorghum), 1270 nucleotides long. RefSeq names its product WUSCHEL-related homeobox 10. NCBI's taxonomy places the organism in Eukaryota, Viridiplantae, Streptophyta, Magnoliopsida, Poales, Poaceae. The transcript has 3 exons. The record is from RefSeq and is a predicted model, not a curated record. Gene Ontology annotation, molecular function: DNA binding; DNA-binding transcription factor activity. Gene Ontology annotation, biological process: adventitious root development. Bases 165 to 995 code for a protein of 276 amino acids.
ACUCCAUUAGGUUUGCCCUGUGUCGGUCUUCUCUCUUGGCUUCUCUUCUAUUCCUGCGUCCCUUUCCACAACGCUGUCUCAUCCUAGCUCACUAGCUUUGACCGCUUCCAGGCUAGCUACCCUGUUCCUCUCCGAUCUCCCAGACCCCCACAGCACACAGCACCAUGGACUCCCACCUCGGCCAAGCACAAGCCCACCACCGCGGCGGCGAGGGUGGCGAGCCAACGACGGCGAGGUCGCGGUGGGCGCCGAAGCCGGAGCAGAUCCUCAUCCUGGAGUCCAUCUUCAACAGCGGCAUGGUGAACCCUGCCAAAGACGAGACGGCGCGCAUCCGCCGCCUGCUCGAGCGCUUUGGCGCCGUCCGCGACGCCAACGUCUUCUACUGGUUCCAGAACCGCCGCUCCAGGUCCCGCCGCCGCGCCCGCCAGCUCCAGCAGGCCUGCGGCGCCGGCGCGGCCCCUGGCCAGCACACAACUGCCUCCGCAGCAGUCGUCGCCGGGGCCGGGAACCUCCACAGCCUCAACGACAGUGUCUCUCUCUUCGCCAUGCACGGGCAGAGCCAAGCACGCAACUCCGGCAUGCCCGCGGUUGCGCCGAUGCCGCCUGCGGUCGCGUCGUCGCCCCACUUCUUUGGCGACGACGUCGAUGGCGGGGACGACCUCUUCGCCAUCUCCAGGCAAAUGGGGCUCAUGUCGCGCGGCGGCGACCAGCACCGUUGCGGCUACAUGGCUAAUGACGCCUCCCAGCUGCUGAGCUACCAACCAACUGGGACGACGAUGACGACGACGACGACAUCGUCUAUCCAGGUGUUCAUCAACGGCGUGGUGUACGAGGUGCCAGGCGGUGGAGCAUUGCUGGACUUGGCUGGCACGUUCGGGCGUGACGCGAUGCUGGUUCAUUCCUCCGGCGAGAUCCUACCGGUGAACGAGAACGGCGUCCUCAUGAAGAGCUUGCAGAUGGGGGAAUGCUAUUACCUGGUUUCGAGAUCAACUUAAUCGUCAUCAGCUAGCCUGCUGUGUAUUAUGAUUCAAGUUAUGUGCUAGCAGGAAGCACGAACACUUGAUGAGUAGAUUGUUAAGUCCAGAUCUUAUGUCAGCGUGUGUACUAAUGUGUUGUUCCCUGAUCGAUCAUCUAUCUCUCUCCACAUCGAUGUAUAUUAUUAUCUGAAUGCAUCGUCCCCCUUGAGAGUUAAUUUCCUUUUCAGUGUUCUUGAGAUUUUGCUUGUAGCUGAUGAAUAUGGGUAAUCCAAAUGACAUUCCUCAUUAUUCCA